Pseudo-nitzschia multistriata is the source of this 2067-nucleotide messenger RNA. The record is from the annotation of a GenBank genome assembly. NCBI's taxonomy places the organism in Eukaryota, Bacillariophyta, Bacillariophyceae, Bacillariales, Bacillariaceae.
CAAUUUCUGUUGUUUGGAUGGGCGUCGGGGAAAACUUGCAGGAAUGCAAUGGGGCCUGCAGAGCAGUCCUACCCUACGACCUUGGAAGUAUCGUACGGUACAUGUAACUCUGUGCGUACGAGUAAAGUACGUACCGUACCGUACCAUACCGUACGAGUACGUACCGUAGGAGAGGCAACCAACACCAAGACAUCACCGGCCUCAGACACAAGAGACAACGCCCCGGCCAUGGUUUCGGGUGACGACAACGAUGCCGGCAGCGCUGUGCAGUGGAGAACACGCCAAAGGCCAGCGACGGUUGCCCUCCAUCGCACACGCACGGUGUCGGUGCUCUUGGCACUGCAGCUCUUGGUGCUAGGACGAGGAACCAGCGGAUGCCACGCGUUUGCGGUCUGUCGCCCUAGAUCGCUUCCGGCCGCGGAAGACCAACGGAGUGCCUGCUUCCUGGCAGCGUCGUCCCCCUCCUCCUCCUCCGUGGUCUCUUCGCUGGACGACAAGGAAAGCGACGGGGAGGAAAGCGUUCGCUACCGGUUCAUGUACAUGACGGAAGAAGAAGACCGCCUCCUCAAAGAAAAAGGAGAUCUCGAGGAAAGCCUGAUGCGGCGACCGACCCCGCUCAAGGCCAUGAAACUGACCGGACUGGCCAGGUCUGCGUCGGCCAGCGUCGGUGGCGGUGGCAUGGGCAUGGGCGGCGGGGGCUUUGGAGGAGGAUUUAGUGGAAGCAAGAAAGGCGGCAAGGCAAAGAAGAAGAAGAACAAGAACAAGAAGCAACCACCGAACGAACCACCGAACGAACCACCACCGGCGGAGACCGUCUCCCCUGCCGUCCGCGCUCUGGCGAGGGCCAUCCGGGAAGACGGGCUGGUCCGGAUCGACAACGUUCUGAGCGCCCAAAAGGCUGACGACCUCCGUGACUAUCUAAUCGACCUGCGGAAACGCGCCCGGGAGGACGUCGAGUCCGGGGCCAUCGCGGACAGCCAGGAACGCUUCGCCGACGUCCUCCUGAACCAGAACCGGUGCGACCUCAAGAUUCCGCUAGGCCCGAAACCCGUGCACGAGGCGCUCCUGGAUCUGCUCAACGACGAGAGCGACACGGCCAAAGCGAGCGAAAGCCACGGGUCGACCCCUACACCGUCGCUGGUCCGGAGCGUCAUCGAGGGCGUCUUUGACCACUACAACGGCAACAAGGUCUACAAGGGGUCCGAGGCGUCCCUGUGGGAGCUCAAUUGCUUCAUGAGCAACUCGGGUGCCCGCCGGCAGCUGGUCCACGCCGAUUGCGUGUGUCUGGAGGCCGUGCCGGGGCUGAAGCACACCGAUUCGAACGAGGAGGGAGAGGACGCCGGGGAACCGAUCCUGCUGACCUGCUUCGUGGCCCUCCAGGACAUCGACCCCUCGAUGGGGCCGACGGUCUUCAUGCCGGGGACCCACAACAUUCGGUCGCACAACGUGUUUUUCGAAACGGGACGGGACGGGGCCUCGUCCCCGUCGGCCGACGGUGCCUCCCCCAAGAACGGUCUCCUGUCGUCGAGGAAAUCGGUGUCCGGGGCACCCCUGCCCAGGGGGUCCUGCAUCCUCUUCGAUCCCCGCGUGCUGCACUGCGCGGGCGCCAACGACUGUCCCGAUCCCGAGAAGACCCGGGCCCUCUUCUACGUGACCUUCAAGAAUCCAAAGGUCGACAGCCCCGGCUGCCCCUCCACCAGCGGGUACGGGAUCUCGACCGCGGAGCUCACGAUGGGCGAGCUCGUCUCGGACCUGCUGGCCAUGGAACGGGGCGGCGACCGCGAGGCGAGGCGCGUGCCCCAGCUGGCGUCCUCUCCGUGAUCCAGCCGAACCCCCACCGCAAUCCCCCCCCCCAGCCGAAGCGAAAGCGACCAGGGGUCUUCGGCACGAAGGCAACGCGGUGCGGAGCUCGGCUCUCGGGAUCGCUGGCAAGAGACUCGGGAUCGCCCACGAGACACUGCGACACGACACGACACGACACGACGCAUGGCAAUCGAAUGCGAUGCGAUGCGAUGCGACACAGACACACACACACUAGAGGAACAAGACUAAACGUAUCCAGCUAAG